Molecule: messenger RNA, 1524 nt
Organism: Ostreococcus tauri
Lineage: Eukaryota; Viridiplantae; Chlorophyta; Mamiellophyceae; Mamiellales; Bathycoccaceae
Product: NLI interacting factor
Exons: 2
Coding region: 1-1524 (507 amino acids)
Molecular function (GO): phosphoprotein phosphatase activity
Source: RefSeq, a predicted model, not a curated record
AUGCGAACGUCUCGUGAACAGAAAGCGCGAGUGAACAGAGAUAAAACGAGUGACGAUACCGUUGAAGACCACGAGAGAUCUUCUGAUUCUGACGAGGAGAGGCGGCCGAGCGGGAUCGUUGGGAGCGCAAUGAAGCUCUUCAAGUCGCUACGACGGAGCGAACGCGAGGCGAAGCGUCCGCGGGACGGGUCAGACACCGAGACAGAGGCGGGACAGAAGAGACUGAGGUCACAGUCGGGAUCGAAAGAUGAGUCCGCGGCUACGCCAAGGUCGACCGUCGGGGGAAUUGGGGGAGCGUCUUUUAUCACGAGCUCGGUGCAGAGAAAAUCCACGGUGAGACGAACGGGAAACGGAGGGGCACAAGGGGCGGAAACCGUGGCGCCAACAAAUCUGAGCUCGCGUUUCGGCGACAAUGUCGAUGACGAUGAUUCGGUGGAGUUGGCCGAGGACGUUCUAGCGUCGCCAAAAAACGUAAAGCUCAAGAGGUCCGGAUCGAGGAAGCUCCUCGACACGAUUUUUUCGCCGAUGUUCUCCUUCUUUAGCAGCAGUGGGGGCACGAGAAAGCAAAAUCGUAGAUCGAAGUCGAAAAAGUCGAAGCAAACAGACGAUGAUCAGUUCGAGAUCGAGCCCGACGGUGCGAUACCAAACUUAAGCAUGAGCUCGAUACACAAUGCGAUGCGAAGUAUUGGUGAUUUGGAUGGCAAACAGGUCGAGCUGUACGGUGGCGAGCAGUUGUCGGCGAGAGAGUACCUCGAUCGAUUCGGGAUGACGAGCGACGAAGCCGCGUCGGUACCCUACGAAGACUACGACGAAGAGUACGAUCCGUGGGCAUUCAUCUACAAUUUGAAGUUUUCUUCUCCGUGCGCUGUGACGAACGGCCCGCGAGGCCCCGUGCUACCGGCUCGGGCGAAGGAUGACAAUAGGAACACCUUGGUACUCGAUCUCGACGAGACUCUCGUGCACUCCAACUUGGAAAAUACCGGUGGGAAAUCAGACUUUUCGUUUCCCGUUGUUUUCAACGGUGAAAUUCAUCAGGUCAAUGUCAGGACGCGACCUCAUCUGCAAACAUUCAUGGAAACGGUGUCUAAAAAGUAUGAGAUUGUCGUUUUCACCGCGUCGCAGCAAAUUUACGCCGAUAAAUUGCUCGAUUUGCUCGAUCCGAAGCGGGAGUGGAUCGCUCACAGAGUCUUCCGCGAUUCUUGCGUACAAAUAGAGGGAAAUUAUAUGAAGGACUUGCGCGUGCUUGGUCGCGAUUUAUCGAAGACGAUAAUCAUUGACAACUCUCCGCAGGCGUUUGGAUUACAGGUCGAAAACGGGAUUCCGAUCGAGUCCUGGUACGACGACGACAAAGACAAUCAUUUGUUAUUCCUUCUACCGAUUCUUGACGAGCUCGCUUCCGAAACGGAUGUACGAAGUACGUUGAGUCGCAUGUUCAAUCUGGGCGAACGCGUUCGUCGCGGGGGAUUACGAUCGGAUGCGUGGAGGACAGCGCUGGGUAUGAGAAUUGGAACGCCGUUGCCGUAG